CCAUGGAGUCGGAGGAGGAGCAGCACAUGACCACGCUGCUGUGCAUGGGCUUCUCGGACCCGGCCACCAUCCGCAAGGCGCUGCGCCUGGCCAAGAACGACAUCAACGAGGCCGUGGCGCUGCUCACCAACGAGCGGCCCGGCCUGGACUACGGCGGCUACGAGCCCAUGGACAGCGGCGGGGGGCCCGGCGGGGGGCCCCGGGGCGACGGCGGGGGCGACGGCGGCGGCGGCGGGGGCGGGGGCUCGGGCUCGUCCCGCGGCGGGAGCGGCGGCGGCGGAGGUGGAGGAGGCGGCGGAGGUGGCGGCGGCUUCGACCCCCCGCCCGCCUACCACGAGGUGGUGGACGCCGAGAAGAAUGAUGAAAAUGGAAACUGCUCAGGAGAGGGAAUCGAGUUCCCCACCACGAACUUAUAUGAGCUGGAAAGCCGUGUCCUGACAGACCAUUGGUCCAUCCCAUAUAAGCGAGAAGAGUCACUUGGCAAAUGCCUGCUGGCCUCCACCUACCUGGCAAGACUCGGUCUUUCUGAGUCUGACGAGAAUUGUAAAAGAUUUAUGGAUAGGUGUAUGCCCGAAGCAUUUAAAAAGCUCCUGACAUCAAGUGCUGUUCACAAGUGGGGGACUGAGAUUCAUGAAGGAAUCUACAAUAUGUUGAUGCUGUUAAUAGAACUUGUAGCAGAGAGAAUAAAACAAGACCCCAUUCCAAUUGGCCUGCUGGGGGUGCUUACAAUGGCUUUCAAUCCUGACAAUGAAUACCACUUUAAAAACAGAAUGAAAGUGUCCCAAAGGAAUUGGGCAGAAGUAUUUGGAGAGGGAAAUUUGUUUGCUGUUUCACCUGUGUCUACUUUCCAAAAGGAGCCUCAUGGAUGGGUUGUGGAUUUGGUAAAUAAGUUUGGAGAAUUAGGUGGAUUUGCUGCAAUCCAGGCCAAGCUGCAUUCAGAAGAUAUAGAACUUGGGGCAGUCUCAGCACUGGUGCAGCCCUUAGGUGUGUGUGCCGAGUACCUCAAUUCCUCUGUGGUGCAGCCUAUGUUAGAUCCUGUCAUCCUCACUACCAUCCAGGAUGUGCGGAGCGUGGAGGAAAAGGACCUCAAAGACAAGAGAUUGGUUAGCAUCCCUGAACUCUUGUCUGCCAUCAAGUUACUAUGCAUGCGCUUCCAGCCGGACCUGGUGACAGUGGUGGACGAUCUUCGCCUGGACAUCCUCCUGCGCAUGCUCAAGUCCCCGCACUUCAGUGCUAAAAUGAACUCCCUCAAAGAGGUAACCAAACUAAUAGAAGAUAGCACUUUAUCCAAAUCUGUGAAGAAUGCUAUAGAUACAGACAGAUUGUUAGAUUGGCUAGUUGAAAACUCAGUUCUGUCGAUUGCAUUGGAAGGCAACAUAGACCAGGCACAAUACUGUGAUCGUAUAAAGGGAAUCAUUGAACUUUUGGGCAGCAAAUUGUCCUUAGAUGAGCUCACGAAAAUUUGGAAGAUACAGUCGGGACAAUCAUCUACUGUGAUCGAGAAUAUACAUACUAUCAUUGCCGCAGCAGCCGUGAAAUUUAAUGCUGAUCAACUUAAUCAUCUAUUUGUUCUCAUUCAAAAGAGCUGGGAGACUGAGAGUGACCGAGUGCGACAGAAGCUCCUCAGCCUGAUUGGACGAAUAGGCCGGGAGGCUCGUUUUGAGACCACUUCUGGAAAGGUGUUAGAUGUGCUCUGGGAGCUGGCCCACCUCCCUACCCUGCCCAGCAGCCUCAUCCAGCAAGCGUUGGAAGAGCACCUGACCAUCCUGAGUGAUGCCUAUGCAGUGAAGGAGGCCAUCAAGAGGACCUACAUCAUCAAGUGCAUUGAAGAUAUCAAAAGGCCUGGAGAAUGGUCGGGUCUGGACAAAAACAAGAAGGAUGGAUUCAAGUCAUCUCAACUGAACAAUCCCCAGUUUGUAUGGGUGGUACCAGCUUUGCGUCAGCUCCAUGAAAUCACCCGCUCAUUCAUAAAGCAAACCUACCAAAAACAGGACAAGAGCAUUAUUCAAGACUUGAAGAAAAACUUUGAAAUCGUGAAAUUGGUGACAGGAAGUUUGAUCGCCUGUCAUCGGCUUGCAGCAGCUGUGGCUGGACCUGGAGGCCUCACUGGCUCCACACUGGUGGAUGGCCGAUACACCUAUCGGGAGUAUUUAGAAGCCCAUCUGAAAUUUCUGGCAUUUUUUUUGCAAGAAGCUACCUUAUAUCUGGGUUGGAAUCGUGCCAAGGAAAUUUGGGAAUGUCUUGUGACUGGUCAGGAUGUUUGUGAAUUAGAUAGAGAGAUGUGUUUUGAAUGGUUUACAAAAGGGCAACAUGAUCUCGAGAGUGAUGUUCAGCAGCAGCUUUUCAAGGAGAAAAUUCUUAAAUUGGAGUCAUAUGAAAUCACGAUGAAUGGUUUUAACUUAUUUAAGACUUUUUUUGAAAACGUGAACCUCUGUGAUCACCGUUUAAAAAGACAAGGAGCUCAGUUGUACGUAGAAAAGCUGGAAUUGAUCGGUAUGGAUUUCAUUUGGAAAAUAGCCAUGGAAUCACCUGAUGAAGAAAUUGCUAAUGAAGCUAUUCAAUUAAUCAUAAACUAUAGUUACAUUAAUUUGAAUCCUAGGUUGAAAAAGGAUUCUGUAUCAUUACAUAAGAAAUUCAUUGCUGAUUGCUACACAAGAUUAGAAGCAGCCAGCUCAGCCCUCGGUGGCCCUACACUGACGCAUGCCGUGACCAGAGCAACCAAGAUGCUCACUGCAACAGCUAUGCCCACGGUGGCGACCUCAGUACAGUCUCCAUAUAGAUCCACCAAGCUUGUGAUCAUUGAGAGACUGCUGCUGCUGGCAGAACGCUAUGUGAUCACUAUCGAGGAUUUUUACUCUGUUCCACGAACUAUUCUACCUCAUGGUGCCUCAUUUCAUGGACAUCUUUUAACUCUUAAUGUUACUUACGAGUCUACCAAAGAUACCUUCACUGUAGAGGCUCACAGUAACGAGACCAUUGGGAGUGUCCGGUGGAAGAUUGCCAAACAGCUCUACUCCCCUGUGGAGAACAUACAGAUAUUCACCAAUGAUAGUCUGCUGACAGUGAACAAAGAUCAAAAGCUGCUCCACCAACUGGGUUUCUCUGAUGAGCAAGUCCUUACAGUGAAGACUUCAGGCAGCGGGACCCCAUCCGGGAGCUCAGCAGAUUCUUCCACCAGCUCCAGCAGCAGUAGCAGUGGGGUCUUUAGCUCGUCAUAUGCCAUGGAGCAGGAGAAAUCACUCCCUGGGGUGGUGAUGGCACUUGUGUGUAAUGUCUUCGACAUGCUCUACCAGCUUGCCAACCUAGAAGAACCCAGAAUAACUCUGCGAGUUCGGAAGCUUUUGCUCUUGAUACCCACUGACCCGGCCAUUCAGGAAGCUCUGGAUCAACUUGAUUCACUUGGAAGAAAGAAAACAUUGCUGUCUGAAACAAGUUCUCAGUCUUCAAAAUCACCUUCCCUGGCUUCCAAGCAACAGCACCAGCCCAGUGCUAGUUCCAUCUUAGAAAGUCUGUUUCGCUCUUUUGCUCCAGGAAUGUCCACUUUCAGAGUGCUCUACAACUUAGAAGUUCUGAGCUCCAAACUCAUGCCAACAGCUGAUGAUGACAUGGCAAGAAACUGUGCAAAGUCCUUCUGUGAGAACUUUCUCAAAGCAGGUGGUUUGAGUUUGGUUGUGAAUGUCAUGCAAAGAGAUUCCAUCCCCUCUGAAGUGGACUAUGAGACCCGGCAGGGUGUAUAUUCCAUCUGCCUGCAACUUGCACGGUUUUUACUAGUUGGCCAAACAAUGCCCACGUUGCUAGAUGAAGACCUCACCAAAGAUGGCAUUGAAGCCCUUUCCUCCCGCCCCUUCCGGAACGUCAGCCGUCAGUCAAGCAGACAGAUGUCCCUAUGUGGCACCCCAGAGAAGUCCUCCUACCGGCAGCUCUCGGUGUCAGACAGGUCUUCCAUCCGUGUGGAGGAGAUCAUCCCGGCUGCGCGAGUGGCCAUCCAGACUAUGGAAGUAAGUGAUUUCACUGCCACUGUGGCUUGCUUCAUGAGAUUGUCAUGGGCUGCAGCCGCUGGACGACUGGAUCUUGUUGGGAGUAGCCAGCCAAUUAAAGAAAGCAAUUCUCUGUUUCCUGCUGGAAUUCGAAACAGACUCAGCAGUUCAGGAAGCACCUGCAGCUCUGGGAGUGAAGGCGACCCAGUGGCGCUGCACGCAGGCAUCUGUGUGCGCCAGCAGUCCGUGUCAACCAAAGACUCGCUCAUCGCAGGGGAAGCACUGUCCCUGCUCGUCACCUGCCUUCAGCUCCGGAGCCAGCAGCUCGCAUCUUUCUAUAACUUGCCCUGCGUGGCUGACUUCAUCAUUGAUAUUCUACUUGGCUCACCCAGUGCUGAGAUUCGCCGUGUUGCCUGCGAUCAGCUGUAUACUCUUAGUCAGACAGACACUUCAGCUCAUCCAGAUGUGCAGAAGCCAAAUCAGUUUCUCCUAGGUGUGAUUCUCACAGCCCAGCUGCCUCUCUGGUCCCCAACCAGUAUCAUGAGGGGAGUCAAUCAAAGACUGUUAUCUCAGUGUAUGGAAUAUUUUGAUCUGAGGUGCCAAUUAUUAGAUGACCUAACAACUUCUGAAAUGGAGCAGUUAAGAAUUAGCCCAGCUACCAUGCUUGAAGAUGAAAUUACUUGGCUGGAUAACUUUGAACCUAAUCGCACAGCAGAAUGUGAGACCAGUGAAGCAGACAACAUCUUGCUGGCGGGACACUUACGGCUCAUUAAGACCCUACUUUCUCUCUGCGGGGCUGAAAAGGAAAUGCUGGGUUCAUCACUCAUUAAACCAUUGUUAGAUGACUUCCUUUUCCGAGCUUCUAGAAUCAUUUUAAAUAGUCAUUCUCCAGCUGGCAGUGCCGCCAUCAGCCAACAGGACUUUCAUCCAAAGUGCAGUACAGUGAAUAGCCGAUUGGCAGCCUAUGAAGUUCUUGUGAUGUUGGCUGAUAGCUCCCCUUCCAACCUGCAAAUUAUCACAAAAGAACUGCUUUCUAUGCACCAUCAGCCUGACCCUGCUCUUACCAAGGAGUUUGAUUACCUUCCCCCCGUGGACAGUAGAUCCAGCUCAGGGUUUGUGGGGCUGAGGAAUGGUGGUGCUACGUGUUACAUGAAUGCUGUCUUCCAGCAGCUGUACAUGCAGCCUGGUCUCCCGGAGUCAUUACUUUCAGUAGAUGACGACACAGACAAUCCAGAUGACAGUGUGUUUUAUCAAGUGCAGUCUCUCUUUGGACAUCUGAUGGAAAGCAAGCUGCAGUAUUACGUACCUGAGAACUUUUGGAAGAUUUUUAAGAUGUGGAACAAAGAACUUUACGUGCGAGAGCAGCAGGAUGCCUAUGAGUUCUUCACAAGUCUCAUUGAUCAGAUGGACGAGUAUCUUAAGAAAAUGGGGAGAGAGCAGAUUUUUAAGAAUACUUUUCAGGGAAUCUAUUCUGAUCAGAAGAUUUGUAAAGACUGUCCUCACAGGUAUGAGCGUGAGGAAGCAUUCAUGGCUCUCAAUCUAGGAGUCACAUCUUGUCAGAGUUUGGAGAUCUCGCUGGACCAGUUUGUUAGAGGAGAAGUUCUAGAAGGAAGUAAUGCAUAUUACUGUGAAAAGUGUAAAGAAAAGAGAAUAACAGUGAAAAGGACCUGUAUUAAGUCUUUACCUAGUGUCUUGGUGAUUCACCUGAUGAGAUUUGGAUUUGACUGGGAGAGUGGACGCUCCAUCAAAUACGAUGAGCAAAUAAGGUUUCCCUGGAUGCUAAAUAUGGAGCCUUACACCGUUUCGGGAAUGGCUCGCCAAGAUUCAUCCUCAGAGGUUGGUGAAAAUGGACGAAAUUUGGACCAAGGAUGUGGUGGAUCCCCACGGAAGAAAGUCGCCCUCACAGAAAACUACGAGCUUGUGGGCGUUAUUGUGCACAGUGGACAGGCACACGCCGGCCACUACUACUCCUUCAUCAAGGACAGGCGGGGAUGUGGGAAGGGAAAAUGGUAUAAAUUUAAUGACACCGUUAUAGAAGAAUAUGACCUCAAUGAUGAGACACUGGAAUAUGAAUGCUUUGGAGGAGAAUAUAGACCAAAAGUUUAUGAUCAAACCAACCCCUAUACUGAUGUUCGCCGGAGAUACUGGAAUGCCUACAUGCUCUUCUACCAAAGGGUGUCUGAUCAAAACUCCCCCGUGUUACCAAAGAAAAGUCGGGUCAGCGUAGUGCGGCAGGAAGCCGAGGAUCUUUCACUGUCAGCACCAUCAUCUCCAGAAAUUUCCCCUCAGUCGUCUCCACGACCCCAUAGGCCUAACAGUGACCGACUCUCUAUCCUCACCAAACUGGUUAAGAAGGGAGAGAAGAAAGGCCUCUUCGUUGAAAAAAUGCCUGUCCGAAUAUACCAGAUGGUGAGAGAUGAAAACCUCAAGUUCAUGAAGAACAGAGAUGUAUACAGUAGUGAUUAUUUCAGUUUUGUUUUGUCAUUAGCAUCACUGAAUGCUACAAAACUAAAGCACCCGUAUUACCCUGGCAUGGCCAAGGUGAGCUUGCAGCUUGCCAUUCAGUUCCUGUUUCAAACUUACCUCCGGACAAAGAAAAAACUCAGGGUUGACACUGAAGAGUGGAUCGCUACCAUUGAAGCAUUGCUGUCCAAAAGUUUUGAUGCUUGUCAGUGGCUGGUUGAAUAUUUUAUUAGUUCUGAAGGACGAGAAUUGAUCAAGAUUUUCUUGCUGGAGUGCAGCGUGAGGGAAGUCCGAGUCGCCGUGGCUACGAUUCUGGAGAAAACCCUCGACAGUGCCUUGUUUUAUCAGGAGAAGUUAAAAAGCCUUCAUCAAUUACUGGAGGUACUUCUUGCUCUGUUGGACAAAGAUGCAGAAAAUUGUAAAAACUGUGCUCAGUACUUUUUCCUGUUCAACACUUUUGUACAAAAGCAAGGUAUCCGGGCUGCAGACCUGCUGCUGAGGCAUUCAGCCUUGCGGCACUUGAUCAGCUUCCUCCUGGGCACCACGCGGCAGAAUCCGCAGAUCCGUCGCUGGAGCUCAGCACAGGCACGCGAGUUUGGGAAUCUUCACAACACGGUGGCUUUGCUCGUUUUGCUCUCAGAUGUCUCUUCCCAAAGGAACGUGGCUCCUGGUGUCUUUAAACAACGGCCACCUAUUAGCAUUGCUCCCUCGAGCCCCCUGCUGCCCCUCCAUGAGGAAGUAGAAGCUUUGUUGUUCUUGUCUGAAGGGAAGCCUUACCUGUUAGAGGUCAUGUUUGCACUUCGUGAGCUGCCGGGCUCGUUGCUGGCACUCAUGGAGAUGGUGGUGUACAGCUGCUUCUGCAACGAGCACUUCUCCUUCACCAUGCUGCACUUCAUCAAGAACCAGUUAGAAACUGCUCCACCCCAUGAGUUAAAGAACACAUUCCAGCUCCUCCAUGAGAUACUGGUCAUUGAAGAUCCCAUUCAAGUUGAGCGAGUCAAAUUUGUGUUUGAGACAGAAAAUGGAUUACUAGCUCUGAUGCAUCACAGCAAUCAUGUGGACAGCAGCCGCUGCUACCAGUGUGUCAAAUUUCUUGUAACUCUUGCUCAAAAGUGUCCUGCUGCUAAGAAAUACUUCAAGGAGAAUUCCCAUCACUGGAGCUGGGCUGUUAUGUGGCUGCAGAAGAAGAUGUCAGAACACUAUUGGACACCCCAGAGUAACAUCUCGAACGAAACAUCAACUGGAAAAACAUUUCAGCGAACCAUUUCUGCUCAGGACACGCUGGCAUAUGCCACUGCUUUGCUGAAUGAGAAGGAGCAGUCAGGAAGCAGCAACGGGUCCGAGAGCAGCCCUGCCAACGAGAAUGGGGAGAGGCAUUUACAGCAGGGCUCCGAAUCCCCCAUGAUGAUCGGGCGAGUUGGAGGAUGCUGA
This is a messenger RNA of Suncus etruscus (white-toothed pygmy shrew), 7871 nucleotides long. It is a transcript of the gene USP24, whose product is annotated as ubiquitin specific peptidase 24. Gene Ontology annotation, biological process: protein deubiquitination. Gene Ontology annotation, molecular function: cysteine-type endopeptidase activity; cysteine-type deubiquitinase activity; protein binding. The record is from RefSeq and is a predicted model, not a curated record. Gene Ontology annotation, cellular component: cytosol; nucleus. NCBI's taxonomy places the organism in Eukaryota, Metazoa, Chordata, Mammalia, Eulipotyphla, Soricidae.